Acaulospora morrowiae is the source of this 931-nucleotide messenger RNA. NCBI's taxonomy places the organism in Eukaryota, Fungi, Glomeromycota, Glomeromycetes, Diversisporales, Acaulosporaceae. The record is from the annotation of a GenBank genome assembly.
AUGCUCGAUUUCUUCACCAUUUUGACAAAGGGCGGUGUCGUCCUUUGGUCGAAAACCUUCGCUCGCAUUACGGGAUCACCCAUUAACUCUUUAAUCAAAGAUGUGUUGAUCGAAGAAAGAGGUGGAACGCACAGUUAUAAUAAAGACUCGUAUGACUUGAGGUGGAUCUUUGCUAACGAACUGGACUUGAUUUUUGUGGUAGCAUAUCAGAAAAUCCUUCAACUCACUUAUAUCGAUGAACUCUUGGUCACUAUCAAAAAACUUUUCUGCGACAAAUUUGCAAACUUAAUUCGAGACACCACUAGAAGUCACAAGUACACUUUUGAUGAUGAUUUCGAUUCAAUCCUGCGUAGUAUCGAAGAAAAAGAUGCGCGAGAACAACAAAAUAAGAGAAAAAAACCGCGUGAAUUUGAAGAGACAAAAAAAUUCCGAGAAACUGUAGAAGGGAACAAAAAACUCGACGCAAAAGACCUUGUUAAACCACCACUCAAUCCUGUUAUCAGCGAAGACGAGAUCACACGCAACAUUGAGGCCAUUCGUAUUAAUAAAGGUCGCGGUGGUAAAUUUAAAAAAGGUUCAAAAUCAUCUUCGAUUCCAACCAACGACCAUUCUGAUGAUAAAAAGUCUGCAAGAAAAAAAGUAAUGCGAGUUUGGGAUGAUAAAGUGACCAAGGAACAAAUGGAAAGUCUUGACUAUAGUGGACAAAAUGGUGAUUCCGAUGGAUCACCGGAGGCUAUUCGUCAACAUCUUGUUGACGAAAACCAAUUGGGUCAUUUCCAAAAUGGUCAUUAUGUAGUGCAAGAUUUGGGUGAAAUCACUGAACAAGAUCUUGCACCAGUGUUGGCAAAAAUGAAAGAACAUCUGAUCAAAAAGAAUGUUGCAGCUGACAUUUCGACUCAUUUGUGCGAUUCAGUAGCAAGGAACCUUGUGG